Molecule: messenger RNA, 1604 nt
Organism: Mucor mucedo
Lineage: Eukaryota; Fungi; Mucoromycota; Mucoromycetes; Mucorales; Mucoraceae
Exons: 4
Coding region: 106-1596 (496 amino acids)
Biological process (GO): phospholipid biosynthetic process
Cellular component (GO): endoplasmic reticulum membrane
Molecular function (GO): glycerone-phosphate O-acyltransferase activity; glycerol-3-phosphate O-acyltransferase activity
Source: RefSeq, a predicted model, not a curated record
AAAGUGUAAAACGCCCUUUUUUUUUAUCUGAAAUAUAUCUGUAUAUCUCUUUUUUCUCCUUUCCGUUCUAUAUAUCCUAUUUUUUUUUGUUGUUGUUGUUGAAAAAUGGAAAAACAAGGGGAAGGAAAGACGUACACGACACUGCAAUACUUAUCCCGACUAGCGCUGUGGGUGUAUUUUCGAAAUAUCAAGGUGAUUUGUCGUACACCACUUCCUGCGGAAGGGCCACUUCUUGUGGCUGCUAAUCACUCUAAUAUGGUACUGGACCCUAUUGUAUUGAUCGCGACCUUUCCACACUCGCGUCCCUGUCAUUUUUGGGCUCUCGCUCGAUUCUUUCGUAUACCCGUGGUCGGUAAGAUCCUCAAGGCGGCUGGGGUCUUACCCGUCGAUACCAAAACGCAUAGUAACGCCAAGUUAUUUGAAUCCACCAUUCAGUCACUAGACCGAGGAGCGGUUGUUGCUCUUUUCCCUGAAGGUACAUCAUAUACAGCACCCAAACAUUUACCUUUCAAGGACGGUAUCUCAUGGGCCAGUUUUGAAUACCUGGAACAGUUGGCUACACGAGAAAGUGGUCCUCGCUCUGUAUCCAUCAUACCCGUUGGUAUCACUUACAGUACCAAGAAUCGAUGGAGGAGUGAAGCCGUGGUUGAAUACGGUGAUCCUAUUAUUCAGACAGUAGAUGAUUUAACAGCAUUUCACAAGGACCCAAAAGCCGUUGUUAAGCAGUUGACAGAUCGUAUAGUCAAGGGUGUCGAACGUAGCACGAUCAACAGUCCUGAUUGGGAUACAACACAUGCGGCUAGAGAAGCACGGUUUGUAUUAUUUGGAGAUUCAAGAGGAGUGCGAUUAGAAGAAUAUGUGCACGUCUCACAAAGUUUCAUCCGUCUCUUUGACGAAUCGGACAACACGCUGUAUCCGACCGAGCGAUCUGAGUUAAAGCAUCGACUUCUCGAGUUCUCUAAAAAGUUAAAAAGUCUACGACUGAACGCCUGUGAUAUCAGCAUGUAUGAAAAUCAAGAAAUUACCCAACCUAAAGCCACUUUACGUCUUCUUUCAACAUGGAUCGCCUUGCUCGUUCAAAUUCCCUUUUUCCUGCCCGGUAUCAUCAUUAAUUCCCCUUUUUAUCUCUUGGGUCGUCUUAUUGAUUCGUAUGAACCUUAUACAGAAUCCGUGGCUCAGGAUAAGCUCAUCUUUUCCUUCUUCUUGGCUCUACCUUUUUACAGUACCUUGAUUUAUACCUUGUGGCAAUGGACGGGCUAUGGUUGGAUGAGUUUGGUGUGUGUGGCCAUGUUAUUACCGAUCUUUGCUUGGUAUCAUAUGGCUCUGAUCGAUAAGAAUUAUGACAUGUUGAAACAGGUGAUUGCGUCAUGGAGGAUCUUUAUUGCCGUCACAACAGGUACGACAGGUGUCGAUGCCGAUUGGACGCAUAGUCGAGAAGCCCUCGAAGAUUGUGUAAGAUUAAGAGGUUGGUGUCGAGACCAGACCAAGUUACUCAUCUAUAAGCUGGCUAAAGCGGGAGAUGAACAUGCAAAUUAUUUAGUAGAGUAUGGAAAACCUUUAUUUGAAUCUCUCGAGCAACAACAUCAGGGACAAUAAAAAAAGAG